GCAUUAAGUGAAAUAAGCGAAGGUAGAACUGACUCCAUUGUGGAUAAAACUAAAUUGUUAGAAAUUGAUGGAUCCAAUAAAGAAGAGCUUCUAUGCAGAAUUCAACAGGAAGUCCUGGAAAUGAAAAGAGAAUUACAAUAUCACCGUAACCUUAAAGAAAAUACGAUUAAUUUAAUAGAGAAAUGGAGGACUGAUGAAAGGGAUUUUUAUAAUACCAGGGGUACUGAAAAAGUUUUGGAAAAAAUACGAAGCCAUAGUACCACCAUGAUCGUAGGACAUUCUGGCUCCGGAAAGUCUGCGACAAUGAGAUAUGUAUCCCUCUUACUUGAAGAAGAAGGGUUUGAAAUAAUACCGGUCAGCUAUGCCAGCAACAUUCUUUUUCAGAGAUUCAGUACUCGAAAGCAGCUUUUUAUCAUCGAUGAUAUCAUUGGUAAAUACAGAGUCGAUGAUGUUAUUUUAGAAUCAUGGCAAAGAAUAAAUAAUCGUCUUGAAUUGAUAUUUAAGAGUAACAGCGCAAAACUUUUAUGUACCUUGCGACGACAUUUACAGAACGAAAUAAAUGAGCUGUCUAUUUCGACGGUAUUCAAUUCAACAGUUGUCGAUCUUGAUUCAAACGAUUUAGUACUUUCUCUUACCGAAAAGAAAGAAAUAUUCAGAAAUUAUAUGAAACUUCGAAACAAACAAGAUAAGAUUAACAGUGAUGAAAUUGAGAGGAUUUGUCGCUGCCAUUACGCUUUCCCUUUAUUAUGCGAUUUGUUCUUCUCGAAUCCUGAAUUCCACAGAAGGAAAGCUAAGUUUUUUUCUAAUCCAACAAACAUUUUCAAAGAAGAAUUAGAUCGUAUGCAAAAGAAAAAUAAGGAAGUUUAUUGUGUCCUUGUGUUGAACAGAAAGAGUGGUGCUUCAGGUGUGUCACGAAGGCGAUCAAGAGGUUUUUUAAUUCAUAAACCUCUAUCCUAUGAUGCUUUUACCAAGAGAAUUCAGACAGAAAUAAUGAAUGGAAAAUUUGGUGACGUUCUUCUUAGCAAACCUCUGCAAGACAGAGAUUAUGUGAAUUAUUUUCUGUCUUACCUCCAGAAAAAUAAUCUUUCCGUUGAAGAUAUAGAGCAUUCGCCCUGUACAGACAGUCUAACACCUUCACUGCAAGAGGGAGAAAAAAUAAUCAAAAAUAUCACGAACACAAACAGACAUGCUAUGAUUGAAGUCUUACAAGACAAGUAG
Messenger RNA from Saccostrea cuccullata (small rock oyster), 1218 nucleotides. RefSeq lists its product as uncharacterized. The annotation marks the transcript as partial. The transcript is spliced from 3 exons. The record is from RefSeq and is a predicted model, not a curated record. NCBI's taxonomy places the organism in Eukaryota, Metazoa, Mollusca, Bivalvia, Ostreida, Ostreidae.